AUGGCUUUUAUGUUAAAAGAUUCUCCCGAAUGUACUAAAUCAGAAUUAGAACUUUUUCACAUACCUGGAACUCAGACUGUCAUUCAAAAUGGGCAAUGGAUUCAGUUUCAUCCACUUUCGAAUGUAUUUGAUGGAGGACCUGUUGAAUUCCUUGUUUCCGGUAGUGGAGAGGAGGAGUAUAUGGACUUGUCCCAAACACUUCUUUAUGUAAAAGCUAAAAUAAUAAAAACGGAUGGAAAACCUACAGUAGCAGAUUCAAAGAUUGGUCCCGUCAAUCUUUUCCUUCACUCGCUGUUUUCUCAAGUGGACGUCACUCUAAACGAUCGAUUAAUCUCUUCUUCGAGCAAUACGUAUCCAUAUAGAGCUUAUAUAGAAACUCUAUUAAAUCAUGGGUUUGACAGUAAAACUUCGCAACUUACAUGCGAAAUGUUCUACAAAGAUACAUUUAGUAAAAUAUUUACAGAUAACGAAGGUUGGAUUAAGCGUUCCGAAUUUUUUAAAUUAAGUAAUACAAUAGAUAUGAUAGGGGGCAUUCACUGCGAUUUGUUUCAUCAUCAAGAUAGACUAAUGUUGAACCUUGUAGAUUUGAAACUAAAACUUAUACGGAGUAAACCCGAAUUUUGUUUACAUGGUAACGAAGGACACAAAGUGGUAUUGGAUCAUGUUUCCCUUUUCGUUCGAAAAGUUCGCGUCAGUCCAGGUAUUACUCUCGGACAUGCCAAAGCUUUAGAAAAAGCGACAGCAAAAUACCCCAUUAACAGAGUGUUGUGCAAAGUAUAUUCUGUACCGCAAGGCAGCAUGUCUAUCGUACAAGAUAACGUCUUCGUCGGGCAGAUGCCAAAACGGGUGAUUGUUGGAUGCGUAGAUAAUGAUGCUUUUCACGGAACUUAUAAGAAAUCACCUUUCGAAUUUAAUCAUUAUCACUUAAAUUUUAUCGGAGCCUAUAUGGACGGUCAGCCUGUGCCUUACAAUCCUCUCGAGCCGAAUUUUGAUGAAAAUAAUUAUAUUCGAGCUUACCAAAGCUUAUUUCUCGGAAGAGAGAAAGUGAGUCAAGAUCAUGGUAUUUUUAUAUCGAGAGACGAUUAUCCCUUAGGUUAUACAUUAUAUGCCUUUGAUUUGUCGCCUGACUUAUGUGAUGGAGAGCACAUGAAUCUAAUAAAACACAGCAAUUUACGUCUAGAAAUGAAAUUUAGAGCACCACUAUCACAAACAAUAUCUGUUAUAGUGUACAGCGAGUUUGAAAAUAUAAUCGAGAUUAAUAAAUCCAGAACUGUUAUUUACGACUUUGCAAAUUAA
Stegodyphus dumicola is the source of this 1296-nucleotide messenger RNA. RefSeq lists its product as uncharacterized. The record is from RefSeq and is a predicted model, not a curated record. Lineage: Eukaryota; Metazoa; Arthropoda; Arachnida; Araneae; Eresidae.